AUGGAGAGACAUUUCUGCUCCGUGAUGACCAGGACAAGAGUGGCCAAUUUGAGUGUUUUGUGUGAAUGUGCUGGACCUGUGAACACUGUGAUGGAAGAAGAAGAAAGCCUGAAAACAGUGUGUGUGUGGGCUUUUAGUAACGAGUGUGUGUGUAUUUUCUCUCCUCUGUAUCUAGUCAUCGUGAUCCAGCUCAGUCCAGCUCCAGCCCCCUCCCAGCGCGCAGCCCUACAGUUACCAUUGGCCAACGAUGGAGGAAGUCGCUCGUCCUCCUCAGAAAGCUCUCCUCAACACCCCUCGUACCCUAGCAGACCUCGACAAAUGCUUACGCUUCCCACCCCAACCUACAGCCUACAGAAGAGUCUGGAGAAUGCUGAAAUUGACCAGAAGCUGCAGGAAAUCAUGAAACAAACUGGAUAUCUGAAGAUUGACGGACAGCGUUACCCUGCAGAGGUGACGGAUCUGAUCAGUGAGGGGGAGAUCGGCAGUGGAACCUGUGGACAGGUGUUUAAAGUUCGCUUUAAGAAGACUGGCCAUGUCAUCGCAGUUAAGCAAAUGAGGAGGACAGGUCUACAUUUUGUUGAGCCAGCACUUGUUUACUUGGAUUACUUUGCUGACCAGCACAGUGUUAAUGUGGAGCUAGCCACGGGACAGUUUCCUUACAAGAACUGCAAGACAGACUUUGAGGUUCUCACCAAAGUUCUGCAAGAGGACCCACCGGUCCUUCCUCUUAGCAUGGGCUUUUCCCCUGACUUUCAGUCCUUCGUCAAAGAUUGCCUCACAAAGGAUCACAGAAAAAGGCCAAAAUACCACAAGCUGCUUGAACACAGUUUUAUCCGUCGUUAUGAAGUGUCAGAAGUAGACGUGGCGGGCUGGUUCCAGACGGUGAUGGAGCGCACAGAGUCUCCUCGCAGCAGCCAGUGCUUCAGCCAUCACCAGCUCCACUCUCUUUUCAGCAGGUAGCCAGGCGGAAAUCGAGAGAAACGGAGAGAUGUUGGGAGAGAAAGAAUGAUGCGAUUUUGAGAGGUUGAUUUAGAGAGACAGAUGGACAGGUUUGAAAUAUAAAUUAUGUAGACGAAAAAGACAGGAUGGAGUGGAAAUAGACCGUUUGAGAGCGAGAGAAAUGGCUGAAACAAAAGAGAGAAUGUUAAUUUGGGAGUUUGACUGAUCGACAGACAAUCCUGGGCAGGUUUGAUGUAAAUCUGAAAUAUUUUUCUCCUUCUCAUCCACCCAUCGAACAGGAUGGACCAUUGCAGUUUAACACAAUCACUGUGGCACACACAUACAUUUACAGUAACACACUGCUUCACUAAAUCACGAUCACUGACUGCCAUAUAAAGGUUAGCCACAAGAGUAAGCAUACAGUCCGUUCACUUCAAAAUCCAAAUCCACAUGUCAUGAAAUCCUCCGUAGCCCCUUACUCAGGGACUGAACAGAGUAGUCGAACAACACUGUGCAAUGGUGUGUGUGUGUGUGUGUUAUCCGUUUAUCAGUCCUAGCUCUUCACUUUCCUGUAUGGUUUAAGUACACUUAGCCAUUAGGCAAAUCUAAGCAAAUAGAAAUUAGUGAGAUAAUAGCAGUGUGCUAUAUCAAAAACUGUUUUAUAGAAGUGUUCUUUUGCUGGCAAGCAUCAGCAGAUAUUUCAGUAACGUGUACUUAAACAGUUAGUGAUUCUUAGUCGUAGAAUUUCUAAUCCUUGGUGUUUAGCUUGCUAUAACUAGUUUGGUCUAGAAUUUUUAUGUACUGAAAAUACAUAUAUUGGCUUAGAGAGAAGGUUGUAUAUUAAGAUCAAACUAGUGGUUGACCGAUAAGAUGAAGUGUCUGUCCCAAUUUAAUAUGCAGAGACAACUAUAAAUUACCAAUUUUUGUUUGCUUGAGAAGCCUGACUCCGAGACAUUGGUUAAACCAAUGGUGUAAAUUUGGGGCGGGACUAUCUGCUUUGUCUGACCAAUGGCAAUGGGGGAAAUGUUCUGGAAAAUCUGUUUGAAAAUGUUAUUAUAACGUUUAUAAGUAACAUUGGUGUUUGUGUAAUUCUGUUAUGCUAGUCAUUCAGAAAUUACACACUUCACUUUCAUUGGCCGAUGACGAUAUCUCGAAACGCUUCUGUUCAUCAGCCAAUGGUGAUAAUCUCAAAAUGGCCAAAUAUUGGACUAUGUAUCGGUCUAUCACUAGAUAAAACACAAAAAAAUUAGCCCAGAAUGUGUAAAGUCAUACACAGUGCACACCUCAGGAAGACAAGUGUUAGAAAUGGGUAUUUUAACAAGAUUUAGCUGUGUUUCAGUCUUAGUGUGCAAUCAAGUCACUAAAAGCAUAGAUGAGAGAUGUUGUCAUAGUCAUUUAGAGUGGUGUUGAGAGACAUGCGGGGGAGUUGGAGUUUCUGCAGCGAGAGCAGUUCGUUUCCAGCAUUUCCUCCACAAGAAUGAAAAAAUUGGCUUGUUUUGUGAGUGGAAGAUUUCUGCUCUGAAUCACCUGACUCCUCUUCCCCGACAACCGUUCAUCAUUUAAUUCUCUUCACUGUUCUCUUUUUCCCAUGAGCAUUUGAGUUCCUGCAAACCAAAGCUUGUUUUUUUUGACACAGCACUGCUUUUUUUCUGCCAAGCUGUUGUCCUCAGAGGAUUUCAGCACCUGCUCGUGGGUUGUGCUGAAGAUGUUCAGCGACUUUCACAACCAAAGCUGUAGAGUUUGAGAUUCACUGCUUUCAAAAGCCAAAAUCACUGCUAGACUGUGU
Molecule: messenger RNA, 2725 nt
Organism: Sinocyclocheilus grahami
Lineage: Eukaryota; Metazoa; Chordata; Actinopteri; Cypriniformes; Cyprinidae
Product: dual specificity mitogen-activated protein kinase kinase 7-like
Exons: 10
Coding region: 1-960 (319 amino acids)
Source: RefSeq, a predicted model, not a curated record